Molecule: messenger RNA, 1134 nt
Organism: Ilyonectria robusta
Lineage: Eukaryota; Fungi; Ascomycota; Sordariomycetes; Hypocreales; Nectriaceae
Exons: 3
Coding region: 1-1134 (377 amino acids)
Source: RefSeq, a predicted model, not a curated record
AUGGCCACCACCGCCCGUCAGCCAUUUGCUCCUCUCGAUGGGACUCGCCUGCAGAACCUGACGAGCCUCAAGAACAGACAAAAUGCCAUCUCUUCUCCCGCUGCCGGCAAGCGCAAGGCUGAGCUGAUUGACACCGACGACUCCGAGAACGUUGACCCUACCUUCGCCAAGCGGUCAAAGGGCUCCAACGUCGCCACCCCCGCCAAGGACAUCUUCAAGCCCUCUGCCUUCGUCCUCAAGGCUGCUCCCUCUCUCUCCGCUACACCCGAGAUCCGUUCCUAUGCCAGCCCGAUCAAGCCCGCAACCUCAUCCCGUCGCACCCUUCACCCCCGAUCCCCCGUCGCCAGGCUCAAUGCCGGCAUCUCCAAGUCCUCUCCCAUCUACGCCCCCGCUGGACGCUCACCAACACGUGGCAAGCGUGCUGGCAUCCUCUCCAACCGCCGCCGCACUGUCGGCCCCUACGCUCGCGUCGAUCCCCCUUCCUUUAGCCUCGGAUCCGAGGCCCCCUUCUCUCUUGAUGCCGCCCUCAAGGGAACCAUUCCCGGCUACGGUGCCUCUCGACCUGCUCCCAAGCAAUCCAACGCUCUUCCCGAGCCUGACAUGAAGGCUAGCUGGUUCUUCGAGAUCCACGAGGACACUCAUGAGCAGGAAAUGACCAACCUUCUCCAGCACAGCACCUGCACUCUUGACAUCUCUUCGGACGAGGAGAGUGAGCGCAAGGCCAGCAGAGAACGUGCUGAGGGUCGUGACAAGGAGAACAUUCCUCCCCCCGACGACGUUUCCCAGACCUCAUCUCGCCGGGCUGCUCGCCUCAGCGCCGACGAUAUGGUCGUCGAGAAGGAGCGCGUAGCCCUGGGCGAAAUGAAGACUUCCGACUUUUACGCCGAGGGUUGUGACGAGACAUCCGUUAUUCUGGUUCCCGCCGACGAGGAGGAGCAACCUCAGAAGCUCUCUGCUGUGGACUCUGCCUCAGAGACGGAGCAGGACAUCGACACUCUCAUCUCCAAACCCAGCGAAGGCUCAUCCAAAGCCGCUGUUCUAGAACCCAUGGAGGGCACUGGUGACAGCUUUGAGCUUUGGGAGAGUGGCAGCGCCAAGGACGAGACCGAGGUCGCUGUUUCCGCGAGUUCAUGA